Angiostrongylus costaricensis is the source of this 921-nucleotide messenger RNA. Lineage: Eukaryota; Metazoa; Nematoda; Chromadorea; Rhabditida; Metastrongylidae. The record is from the annotation of a GenBank genome assembly.
AUGCGGCGAGCACGUCCAAAAUCUUACGUGUUGGCUACGUCUACGAGCUUUCCAGAAACUGAGCAGAUGUCGUUCAGUCAAGAUGAAAGCAGAGAGUUAUCAUCACAUGGAUCGUUGUCGUCCAUUGAUCGAACUCCUCGCUUAGCCAAUCGCGUGCACAAUCAUUCACAUUCACAUCGUAUUCAGAAAUUCAUAGCUUUUUUCACUCAUCAGUUUAUUGAUGUGCUUGAGGACAUCCACGGCGGCGCCCGUGCUAGCGAAUUUAACCAACUUCAUUGCAUAAAGCGGCGUCCUGAUCGUAGCCCUGAAUUGUGGGCCUGUCAACCAUGGCUCGUUGCUGUCCAAAAAGUGCUCCAGAAUUCGUCGAGUCCACUGCUGUUAGCUGGACGAAAUGAAUUUCAGGAGCUGGCACUGGGAAAAAGCGGUAAGCGGCGAUCGUGGGAGGAGUGCUGGGCGAUGUUAUACGAGCAGAGCCUCUAUCUGUGUGCUCAUGAGCCGAUUGCAAAAGUAGCUGAGACCACGGGCGAGAAGAGCCACAUAUCGACUCCAUUCCAGCUUAUUCACCUACCGCCUUGUGCACGUGUCGACGUUAAUUCGUCGAUCAUCGACAUCGCCUACGAAUGGCUGGCAAUGAGCCGCACGAAGCACGUCAUCCGUCUCGUGACACAAACUAGAACUGAACAUCUGUUUGAGUUGGACAGUGAAGCUGAAAUGCUGUCGUGGAUUGCAACUCUUCAAUCCUGUGCUGAAGGUACGAUGUCACCAGAGUUGUAUAGUUCAUGUUCCAUGUGGAUUCGAUUCCACGACAUCCGCAGUCAUUUCGGGUUGGAUGGGGAAGAUAAGGGAAAGGAAGUCGACUCGGCGGAGUCAUCAAGCGGGGCCGCUUGCGCCAUGACAUCAUCGCAGUCGCCUGAGUCCUAA